AUGGCCACACUUUUUCCGUCAACGCAACCCGGCGUGAUCAUCCACUCCGAUCGCAAGCACUUUUCUUUCUUCCUCGCUUUCAUUUCGGAGCUGUGGGCAAACUGCGACCUUGACCUACCGCUUCCCUACUACAGACACGGCUUUCACACACUUGUCAGAAUGCGACACUCUUUUCAGCACUGCUCGCCACGGCCUCACGACGCGACGGGUCAGCACUCAGCAGCAACAGCAACAAGACUGACAUGA
Messenger RNA from Colletotrichum abscissum, 246 nucleotides. RefSeq lists its product as uncharacterized. The record is from RefSeq and is a predicted model, not a curated record. The transcript has a single exon. Lineage: Eukaryota; Fungi; Ascomycota; Sordariomycetes; Glomerellales; Glomerellaceae. Bases 1 to 246 code for a protein of 81 amino acids.